AACAUUUGACACGUCUGACGUCUGCUUCAAAACUAGCGAGCGAGUUCUGUCCAAAAUUAGUGCCAGUUUGGUCUUUUAAGUGUAAUUUGAUCACUAAUCUUAGACUUAGAAAAUGAUUAUAAACGGGAUAGAGGUGAUGGUACCCGCUCCUCUCGACGAGCCUUUCGGUGCCACCCAGUUACAAAUCCAAAAUGAUUUCAUGCAAGCCUGUAUGGAUGCCUUUGCUGACAAGGAAAAGCCAUCUUUCCUUGAGUCACCGGAGGGAACAGACAGAACAGUUACCCUCUUGAGUACCGCUUUGGCUUGGAUCGACCAUCAAUUUAAGACGAAAGAGACACAGACGAACAAAAUACUCUACUUGUGUGGUACCAAUGAUGGAUGUCAUAGAAUUAUUCAAGAAUAUAAAAACAGGAUAGAAAAGAAUUAUGAUUUUGAAAUGAAGUUACUCGAUUCUGAAAACAUUUCAAUCUUCAAUCAAACUGAUGAGGGAUUGCAGAAUAAAAGAGAUGAGGUUGAUAGCAAAGAAACGACCAAUGCCAAAGAAAAUAAAUGGGUGGUUAAUCCAGUUAUCAUUUUCGGUACUCACAAUCUUUUCAUUGAAGGUAUCAUGUCGAAGUCCCGGAAAGGCACAUUCAGUUUAAAGGAUACUAUUGUACUUGUCGAUGAUGCUCAUCUUAUAGAAGAGACAGCAAGGAAUGCUAUGAGUGCUUCACUUAGUCAUUGUGUUUUUCAAACUUUUGAAAAGGAUCUAGAACAGGGAGUUGGAAGUGGUCAUGAACUGUCCGACUUUGCUUUUCAGCUGAAGAGGCUGAAGGCAAUUUUUAUGAUGAAACCUUAUGUAGAACAUUACGGAUUUCCAUCUUACAGCUACAAGGAUUUAGAGCAUUACUUGAAACCCAUUCAUGAUUCUGCACCAUUAUUAACAGUUCUUAAGAAUUUCACAAACAUAGAUACUAAUAAUGUUAACAAUAUUUUGAAAUUUAUUUCACAUAUUUUUAAUUUUUCUGAAUUAGAAUCGGAGUUAGACUCUGUGAAAGCUUAUACAUCUGAAGAUUACUUUGUUGGGCAACACAUGCAUCAUUGUAAAGAAGGAAGUAACUGCAAAACUAUACAAAUUUUAUGUAUUGACCCUUCUGUUCUAAUCAAGAGGAUUCUCAAAUCUAAUGCUUCUCCAAUUUUUACAAGUGCCACAAUUUCACCUCUCUCAGGAUUAAAAACAGAAUUGCAGAUUGAGUUGUCAAAUGAUUUCACAGGAAAAUCUUUUGUAGAGGACUUUCAGAUCUUUUGCAGAAUUGUGUCUUGUGGUGCUGGAGGCUAUUUCCUGAAUUCUUCCUUUUCUACACGGGAUGAUAAGGAUUAUUUGACCUCUUUAGGAAAAACUGUUUUGGAAUUUUCAAAGGUUACACCUGAGUGUGAAGGCGUCUUAGUGUACUUUAUUUCUGCAAGUUUAUUAGAAAAUUGUGUAUCACAUUGGCAGAUUGCCAAGCCUGCAGGACAAGUAACAUUAUGGGAUGAAAUCUGUAAAUAUAAGGACAUCAUUUCAAUAUCUAGAAAGGAUGACCAGGACAAGGUGGAAAAGUUAAAUAAAGAGAAAGGAUCAUGUAUUCUUACUACGAUUCGGGGACCUAUACCUGAAGAUAAGUUAUCUAUUCAAAAGAGGAGAGUUGUGAUUGUUGUGGGAGUACCCUUUUUGUAUACAAAGGACCCACAACUUCGUUUAAAAAAAGAAUAUAAUAAAGAGAAAAUUAGAGACAAAAAUUUGAAAUUUUUGUCAGAAUCACAAUAUGAACAAAGAGAGGCAUAUAAACUGGUGAACAGAGUUAUAGAUCGCCAGAUUUGCUCUAAAUCCCAGUAUGGUGUUAUUCUGUUAUUGGACACUCGAUACAGGGAAAGUGAACUGUCCCCUUCGAUUCGAUUAAAAAUCCAGAGAGAAAAGAGAUUUCAUGAACUCAUUUUUGAGUUGAAGGACUUCUUCUCUCAUGUAAAAGACAGAGUCUCAUCAACAAGUGUAAAUGAAGAACUAGUCAGUACUCAGUUUGGAGGGAAAGUAAAAAAAUGGGAGUUUGAAAAAAGUCGUCUUGAGUAUCUUAAAUUAAAAAGGCAAAAUGACAGGUAUUCUGGUAAUAAAAAAUAUCUUGAAAAUAUGCUGCAGGAGCAUCUUAAAGCCAAUGAACUGCUGAAAGAAGAUCUUGAAAAACUUAAAGCUCAAGUGCCAAUAGCAAAAACGCCUGUGAAAAGAGAACACCCUGUCAGUCAGUCAGGAAGUGGCAGUGAAGGUUAUAGCCACAGCCCUAUCAAAAUUCCGAAACUAGAGUCUCCAAAAAAAAAGGAAGAGUGUUCUAUCAAUCAAGCUGGGGGAAGUUCCAUUGUAAGUCCAAUCAAAUUAAGUCUGGAAGAGUUACAUAUUCAGUCGCCUGCAAAGGAACUGAGCUCUGUCAGUCAAGCUGAAGGUGCUGUGAGACUUGUAAGUCCCCUCACAUCUGAUUUCUCAUCUAAGAAAAGAUCCUACGAAGAUUAAAUUUACCAAUGAUAAAUAUGUGAUGUUUCUCUUCAAAUCUUUUAUCUAAUCUAAUGAAGACUCUAAUAAAGACAUUUAUACAUUCU
Frankliniella occidentalis (western flower thrips) is the source of this 2604-nucleotide messenger RNA. RefSeq lists its product as uncharacterized. The record is from RefSeq and is a predicted model, not a curated record. Gene Ontology annotation, biological process: telomeric loop disassembly; negative regulation of t-circle formation; negative regulation of DNA recombination. Gene Ontology annotation, cellular component: nucleus. Lineage: Eukaryota; Metazoa; Arthropoda; Insecta; Thysanoptera; Thripidae. The coding region runs from base 113 to 2518 and encodes 801 amino acids. The transcript has 10 exons. Gene Ontology annotation, molecular function: nucleic acid binding; hydrolase activity, acting on acid anhydrides, in phosphorus-containing anhydrides; DNA helicase activity.